Messenger RNA from Contarinia nasturtii (swede midge), 6554 nucleotides. RefSeq lists its product as uncharacterized. The transcript is spliced from 12 exons. The record is from RefSeq and is a predicted model, not a curated record. Bases 1736 to 5944 code for a protein of 1402 amino acids. NCBI's taxonomy places the organism in Eukaryota, Metazoa, Arthropoda, Insecta, Diptera, Cecidomyiidae.
UAUUAAAACGUGAACAAUCCGCUUGAGUAAAAAAAAAGAAGUUUGCAUCAGAAAUUGAAGUGAAAUGCUAAAAUUCAAUUGAUUUUUCAUCUUCGAAUAUGACAAAGUGAAGUUCCAUUUAGAUUGAGAGAUUAUUUGAUUAAAUAAAAUAGAUAGAGAGAUAGAGCAAAAAAAAAGAGAAACUCGUGUAUUACUUAUUCUCAUGGUUAAGAGAAUUUCCACAUUUUUCAUAGUUGGUGUCUACUGAUCUCUUUCAGUAAAAGUGAUUUAGACUACGAAUUUCAAUAUUCAGUUUGGUGGAAUUUUCACUUCUGUGCGAUUUGAAGUUUGUUUUAUUUUUGGUAAAAAAUUUGGUUGAAAUUUUCGUUGGGGUGUUUCGAACUAUUCAAUUGAAAAUGUCACAAGUUUUUUUUCCUGCGAAUAAUCAAAAUUCGUGCAACAAAUACAUUAGUUGACAAUGUUGAAUUACAAGAGGACCAUUUAUAAACUGAUAUUAGCAAAAACUCCGUAUUCGUUUCGAAUGAAUGCUAAAUUUUAUGAUUGACAACGAUGAACAAACUGAACACUGAAAAUAUGACAUAAAAUCACAUUUGAAAAACAAAAAAAAAAAAUAAAUAAAAAUCAAAUACAUAAUAAUUCAACAGAAACCCCAAAGCAAAUCGAACCGACGAAUGAAACGAAUUGAAGUGAAUUUCGGGCGAUGGAAUCAUCAAUUAAGUGAGGAACGUAUAUUGUAAAUUAAGUGCGUUGUUUUGUGUAAAUUUAUUCCAUGAGUUACACAAAAACUACGGGCUAGUUGAAUGUCGCAUUGAACAAGCGACCAGUGUCAUAUCCGAUUGGGAAAUAAUGAAAGUCAGCAUUGGGAUGUCGAGAAAUCGCCUGAAAUUCAUCCAACAAAAUCGAAUGACCAAAUAAUUACGAUUACAGCAAAUAAACGACUAUUAUAAAAUAAAAAAUAAAAAAUAAAACGGAAAAUCAAAUCGAGCAUACAUUUGGAACGACCAAAGAAACAGACACUGGCAACCAAUCGAAUUUCUGUUAUUUUUCUUUUAUAAUGAUUAGUUUUGUGGAAUAAAAAGACAUAUCGCAUAUUGGCCAAUAGAAUUUCGUAUAGAAAAAAAAGUACAGUGUAACACAUUGUCACGCACACUCAUAAAUGCACGAAUGUUUAAUCCAAAACGAAGAACUACAGUGACUUGAGGAAGGACAGUUGUUUUCUCAUCACAAAUUGCAAAAAUUUAUCACCAAGUCCGAGCGCUGAAUUUGUAAUUCUUUUGUAACAAACGCAAUAGAAUACAACUGAAUAAAAAAAGGGAUAGAAGAAGAGAAGAGAAAAAAUUGCCCAUGUUCGCAUCGAUCUAACAUUUUGAAAAGCAGUUAACCUAUGAGGAGAGGAACAAAAAUCAGCGAAAAGAAAAAAAAAAGUCAAAUCUAGAAUCGAGAAUAGCCUUGGUUGAACAAACGAAGUAGAAAAACGCAUAAGUCACACACACACACAAACAUACAUACACAUAAUUCUGGAAAUAAUGGCAAUGAGUUUCGACAUCUUCAAGCGCAGCAACCAAAAUGCGGAGUGAAAUGACACAGUCGGCAUAGAAUUUCAUUUUCUUCAAAACCUUUCGCGAAAACUUGUUGUUCUGUCCGUUUUGUGUGCUAUUCAUGUAUGUCAGCCCACGUCUAUCAACGAGUGUAUGCCAGCUGUGUGGACGUUUGAACAACAUUUUAUUCAGGCAAGAUGCAUAGUGGCAGCUCAAUAACUCCUGAAAAUCCGGCCUUUUCCAUUUCAAUUGGCAUCUCAGCGCUCAUAAUCGAAGGAAGACCAUUAUAUGAUGACGAGUACACUUGUGACUCAGCUGAUAUCAAUCAGCGACGUCUAGGUGAUCACCUAUUUACGUCAACCGCGCUACCAUCAAAAUACUCUCGAUUGCUAGAAUCUCCACAAUUUCCAUUUGGUACAAAAUUUAAUUUGCACACAGUUAAAACACCAGAUCGUAAUCCAUCUUCAGUAGGCAUAACCGAUACGCCGUCUGGAUCUUCAGCAUUUGCAUCGAAAACUGAUUCAACCGAACAUUUGGAGCGAUUGCGUCAAAAGUUGCAUCAACUACGUUCGUUGCCAAGUACAAGCUGCGAUUUUGUCGAACAACGUAUUGCCGUUUCAAUUGAAUCACCGCCACCGGCAGCAACAUCCAGCGAACCAGACCUUGAUAAGGCUGAUUGCCUUUUUGAUUUUAUCUAUGAACGUCAUUUAGCUUCUCCGGCAUCCGCAUCGAAGGAGAAACCAACGAAACCGCUCGAACUACAGUUUUUAGCAUCGAGACAAACAUCACUGCAACGAACACCACGUUCGCUUAUCGAACACAAUGGUCUAUUGCAAACAGUUACCUCUUGGCAAACAAACAAUUUUUCGCCAACGAAAUUUAGCACACCAUCAACAGCAUCUUCAUCAGAGCUUAUGACAUCGGGUUCAUCGUCGAUAUUGUCACCGACAACCAUUCUCCCCGCCAGCCUGGAUUCAAAGAAAUUUGAAAAGCGCAAUGUAAAAGUGCUCGGACCGCAUUGCACACAAUUUUUAUCGAAAAUCGGAUUGUUGAAAACACCACAAACGCCAGAUUAUUCAUUCGAAAUUGACGACCACCAAUGCUUUAAAAGCAGCGAAACGUGCUAUCGAUGGCGACAAUGUUACAAACAAAUUUUGCCAAUAUUUGCUCGAUGUGAACCAAUCUGUAUUGAAGUGUAUUUGGGGCCAGAACAUCAUGUUAUUCUGUUGGAACAAUGGAUAAUUCAACAAAAUCAAGAUCCGAGUCGUUUUUCAAUGACUAUCCAAUCGCUGUGCACUGCCAUUCGGAGUCAAUUACACUUUUCUCAAAUUACUGCUUGGUCAGAUCUAUUGAAAUCAUCAUCGCCACUCGAUCCCGAAUUGAAAUCAAAUCCGCGCAUAAAAGCCUCAUUGAAAAUGCCUUUUAAACCGAAAUUGGAUAUUUUGUAUCGCAUUCGACCAUAUAACGAUACGACCUCAUCAUGUUUUUCCACAACACCAAUCGUGCACAAUUUCCCCGAAACAAUGAUAUCCGAACAUCUUUCAAUUAAAGUAUCAUUAAAAAGUUUACCACGCAUGAAAGCCAUACCGAAGCUGUAUGAUUCAACGGAUAUUCUGUGCCGUGAUUUGGUAAGUGAAAGUCCAACGACGCCACCGUUAAUAGCUGACGAUCAGCCCGAAUUUGAUUGCCACGAAAAGGGUAAACAUCGAUGCACAUUCGAUGAGGAAUCACCGACCGACGAUGCAAUAACACAUCGCGAUAAACAACUAUUGAAAUAUAAAAAACGUUUGAUGCGACGAGAUAAAAAGAAACGUAAUGAUGAAUUGAUCAGUAAAAUAUCAACCGAAUGCAAUAGUAGCAAUAAUGGUGAGAGGAGUGACACAAAACACGUGCAAAAACAAUCCAUGACACACUUCAGUCCGCUUGAUCAACACACAAUAAAUCCGAACAAACCACCAUUGUAUUCAAGUAUGAGCGUCGACGAGUCAGAGCCACAGCUAAGUAGCGGCAAUAAUAGUAGUUUGACAACAACGGCUUAUGCACUAAAUCAAACGAUGCAAUCAAUUGGUAUGGCUCAAAAUACGAUGACGUUUACUAAGUCAACACAAACAACUGCCAUUGAGAUGACAUCAGUUGGAACGCAAACUGAUGAGAAUCACCAUUACAACGCGCAAUCAAACCAAACAUGCAACGGCCAAAUUAUAUUCCAUAAUUGCGAUUUUUGUGGCAUCGAAAUGCAAUACUUUUGUUGGAAUUGUGAUAAGCGAAUGUUUAUGGAAACAGCUAAUUCGCAAGAUAAUCUCGGUAAAGCUGAUCGAUUAUUGAAAGCAAUACAAAGAACACCAUCGACGAAACAGGCAAACACAAAAACCAGUUCGCCACGAAUAAAUGCCAAUUAUAAUAAUAUUAAUAAUAACAAUUAUAAUAAUAAUAAUGAAAGCGAGACGAAAAACGAUGAAAACAUCAUCAUCUGCAGCAGUAGUAUCAGCAACAGCAUCAACAACAAUUUUAAUAACAACAACAUCACCACCAUCACCACAGCUACAAUCACACAACCACAAGCGUCAAACUCAUCGUCCAAUGUGAUUUCGCAUAGCAGUAAGGUAUGCGCCGUUGCUAGUGAUAAAGACCAUUGUGAUAGUCUAAAUAAUAAGGAUGAGCUAGAUGUAAGCGAUUGUCGUUCGUGUUGUAAACGACAAAAAACUGUGCAUAACUACGAUAAUGAUGAGCGUAAUGCAAAAUACAUCCAUAGUAUUCACGUAAACAGUCAUUCGAAUAACAAUUUGCCAAGCCGUAGUCAUUUAAGAGACGAUUUCACUGUGAUACCAAAUGUCACCAGCUACGAUGAUGCCAGCACACAUUUAUUGGUGAAAGCACGUGAGCUUGGUGAUUGUUCGGGAAGCUAUCGACGCACAAUGUCCGAAAGUGUUGUUGGCACAUGUCAUACAGCCAUCGAAAAUUGUACAAAGCCCGGAAUUGAUAUGCUACAAUGCGAUUCGAUGAAUAUAUUAACCGAUAAUGAGUUGAAAUUGUAUCGGCGUGCCUAUUCGGAAGACGAACUGAUUUGCAAUUGUGAUGACAACCGUCCCAAGCAAUUAGAUUUAAAUACGACGAAUAGCCCACCAAGUUCAAAUGAUUUUCCAUCAUCGAGCAGCGACAUAAUUUACAAAACACUGGCCCCAGAUCAAACGGAUCAUUUUAAAACGCCAAUCGCCAAACAAUUGGCCAAAACUUGCACCGCUUUCGACAAUCAAAUAAAACCAAUUUAUAUUGAAUGUCGGAGUCGUGAUGACGAAGAAUGUUCACAGGAUUCAAUGACAUUGAGCACAUCAAAAUCGCUGCCCAAAAUCAAUCUUACAAAGCUAUUCACUAAAGAAUCAAACGCAAAUGACUUUAGUAGCACGCAUGAAUUGGAUCUUAACACAGAAAUGCGAAAUAUCUCACAAGCAUCGAUGCCGAUUUUCUCAUUCGAUUUUGAGAAUUUGUCACCGCCACUAUCAUCGCCCACGGGCAGCGGACUUGUUCAAAAAUCGAAUUCAGCACCAUCAUUUCAAUAUUCGCCGCCCACACUAUCACCACGCUUCUUAAAAUCGGCAGCUGCAAUAAAGCGUCGUUCACGCCAUUUAUCGGAUCGUUCGUCGGAACGUCUUUCGAUUGGCUCCGAUGAUCAUUUAUCCGAUGAAGAAUUUCAUCAAUAUUGUCUCGAUCCAGAUUCGGAAUAUCGACCGGGCAUAUCACCAACAAAGGCCACAUUAAGAUUCUUCCCAAAGAAUUAUGCAUAUCGAAAACGUGCAUUGCUUGGUUCAUUUGAAGAGUCCCUGUUGCAACGUCGAUUCGAACCGAAAUUUUUAGUUCCCGGCUACAAAGUUUUGCUAGGUGCAUCCGGCUGUUACUGCACAAAUCAAAUCACAAUACCAGCUUAUACCUUCUUUUAUGAAUUGAAUGAUGAAGUGCUGAGUACACCGUAUGUGUGUGAAGUAAGUAUGCCGCCAAGGAAAGGCUAUGUUAUACCACGUACUGGUCAUGUACAAGCAACAUUGCUCAAUCCAAAUGGAAUGGUUGUACGAAUGUUUGUGGUUGCUUAUGAUUUUCGUGAUAUGCCGGCGAUGUGCCAAACAUUUGUGCGUCAAAGAAUAUUGUCGUUUGAUGAGAAUGCGAAUCCAGGCCGAAGUGUUGAUGAUCUCAGUCCUGCCGAGCAAAUGAAACUGUUACGUUAUGCCAUUCACUUAAGAUUUCAAACAACGCGAUCAGGGCGUUUGGCUUUGCAUGGUGAUAUACGGAUGCUGAUAUCACGUCGAACCGAUUGUGAUACAGCGGCUGCACAUGCCAAAGGUGCUCCAGAAUCUCCAAGUGAAUUGAAAACGGUUACAAUUGUUCCAGAGAAUCCAAAAUUCAGUCCACGUUAAAAAGAAUGCAACGCUUUUUUCCCUUUUUUUUCUCUUCAACUUCUUAAGAGAUGCUUUGACACUCAUUACCAUAUUAUAUUUGAUGGUAGUAAAUACAAUUGAACCGGAUAAAUUCGUUGAUUGACCACAGUCGAUUCAUUUAAAAUCACUAAAUAUUCAACAAAUUUAUCUGUUAUGUAUAUACUCCGAUUCGAAUGAUAUAAUGAAUGAGGGGAAGCCGUUAUAAGCAAUACACACUACUCAAAAAACACAAAACAAUGAAAAUCAUUAAUGAAAGUGAACAUGAAACACCAAUCAACUCAAGGCCACUAAUCAAUUCUCAACUCAGCGAAUUUGAUAAACACAAUUGUUUUUUUUUUUAAAUAAUUAAAAAUUGGUUUGAAGUUGAAUGAGAAGUGAAACCCAAAAAAAAUGAUGCGAAACAAAAGAAAACGAAAACAAAUCAAUCCAUACUUGAUUAACGAUUCAAGACAUUUCUUUGUGACAAAUUUCUAUAUAUAAUAUAAAUAUUUGUCUCUUCGCCGCCCCAUUAAAAAGCAAAACAUACAAAAUUGGCUAUAGAUUUGUAUGAAAAAGCAGGAAUAUUAAUUAUAUACAAAACAAAAUUUUA